UUUCCAACCCCUUUAAAUUUCAACCCCCAUUUCAUUUCCUCUCAUCUCAUCUCAUUUUACUUCUCAAAAACAACAAUGGCUGCUUCUGCUCCUGCUUCAACUUUCUCUCUCCUACUACUAGUAGCAGCAGCUAUAAUCUCCUGCUUCGCAACCACAACCUUAUCAUCCACCUUCACUGAUGAAAAUCCCAUCAGAUUAGUAUCAGACGGUUUACAAGACAUUGAAUCUUCCAUUUUCUCUCUCCUCGGAAACACUCGUCAUGCUCUCUCCUUCGCUCGAUUCAUCCACAGACAUGGGAAGAGGUAUGAGACUGCUCAUGAGAUGUUGACGAGAUUUGAAAUUUAUCGGGAGAAUUUGAAGUUGAUUAGAUCGUCUAAUAAGAAGGCGCUUUCAUACAAACUUCAUGUUAAUCAAUUUGCUGAUUGGACGUGGGAAGAGUUUCAAAGGCAUAGAUUGGGAGCUGCUCAAAAUUGCUCUGCCACCCUCAAGGGAAGUCACAAGUUGACUCGUGCUGUUGCUCCUCAAACGCAAGAUUGGAGAGCUAAGGGCAUUGUUAGCCCAGUCAAAAAUCAAGGCCACUGUGGAUCUUGCUGGACAUUCAGUACUACUGGAGCUUUGGAGGCAGCUUAUGCACAGGCAUUUGGGAAGAAUAUCUCCUUAUCCGAGCAACAGCUUGUUGAUUGUGCUGGUGCAUUUAACAAUUUUGGUUGCAAUGGUGGUUUGCCUUCACAGGCUUUUGAAUAUAUCAAGUACAAUGGGGGUCUGGAUACUGAAGAGGCUUAUCCAUACACAGGAAAGGAUGGUGAAUGUAAAUUCUCAGCCCAAAAUGUUGGCGUUCAAGUCCAUGGUUCCGUCAAUAUCACCCUCGGAGCUGAAGAUGAACUCAAGGAUGCUGUGGCAUUCGUCCGUCCUGUGAGUGUUGCAUUUGAGGUUGUUAAUGGAUUCAGGUUCUAUAAGGAGGGAGUUUACACCAGUACAACUUGCGGCAGCACUCCCAUGGAUGUGAACCAUGCUGUUCUUGCUGUUGGAUAUGGGGUGGAAGAUGGGGUCCCAUACUGGAUUAUCAAGAAUUCAUGGGGAGAAGAUUGGGGUGACAAUGGAUACUUCAAGAUGGAGAUGGGCAAAAACAUGUGUGGUGUUGCUACAUGUGCAUCAUAUCCCGUUGUAUCAGCAUGAAGCUCCUUCAAAAACGCAUGAAGAAUGAUUCCAAAUUAUGCUUUCUUUUGGUUUCAAAGUUCGAGGACGUUGCUACAACCAGAAUGCUUAUACAUAGUUGAUGAUGUUAGGCUGUGUUGCUUGUAAAUCAUUGUCAUUUCCUUUCAAGCAACUCUGUAUAAAAUAUUUAUAACUCUGAUAUAAGAAGAUUAAGAACUCUCCUAAGGCAUACAUAGAAUAGUGGGAUAUGGGAUGUACCAAAUUGGUGAGUCUCAAAGUACUUGUGUUGUAUCUGUUCAGAGUUGGUAAUAAUAAAAAUAAGCUCAUUUGAUACAAGGUAAA
Chenopodium quinoa (quinoa) is the source of this 1497-nucleotide messenger RNA. RefSeq names its product thiol protease aleurain-like. Gene Ontology annotation, biological process: immune response. The record is from RefSeq and is a predicted model, not a curated record. The coding region runs from base 76 to 1176 and encodes 366 amino acids. Gene Ontology annotation, cellular component: lysosome. Gene Ontology annotation, molecular function: cysteine-type endopeptidase activity. Lineage: Eukaryota; Viridiplantae; Streptophyta; Magnoliopsida; Caryophyllales; Amaranthaceae. The transcript is spliced from 8 exons.